This is a messenger RNA of Sander lucioperca (pikeperch), 5673 nucleotides long. RefSeq names its product neuregulin 2b (gene nrg2b). Gene Ontology annotation, biological process: nervous system development; intracellular signal transduction; animal organ development. Bases 1092 to 3230 code for a protein of 712 amino acids. Lineage: Eukaryota; Metazoa; Chordata; Actinopteri; Perciformes; Percidae. The transcript has 12 exons. The record is from RefSeq and is a predicted model, not a curated record. Gene Ontology annotation, molecular function: signaling receptor binding.
CUCGCCAUGCCGAUGAAUCCAUUGAGAGAAUUUCGCAGCGUUAGUCAUCGCAACAACUAUCCGCAGUGUGUGUAGUAGUCGCCUAUAGCCUCUCUUGCACCUCUUGCACUUGAGAUCCACAGUGGGCGCCGUGCGGGGCUUGGCUACAGACACACUCUCUGUGUCUCUGUGCACUGCGUGCGUGAUUUCUCUUGCACCCAGCUGCAGAGGUUUAACACAGUCGACCGGCAUGGGUCGAAGGCGGUGUGCCGGUGGGUGCCCGGGUCAUUAGGGUGUAUGCGCAGGACGUUGCGAGCCGACGCCAGUGACCGGGCAGGUGAUGUUUGCUCACGUAAGCCGCUCGCGUUUGAUGAGGGGCGCAGGGGACGCGGCUGGAGGGUGCGCGCUACUGUUGCAUCGCCUCACCGGAUAAGCGCUGCUAUCUCAUCCUGUCCGUCAGUUCCUCCCCGGUUUUCUGUUCUCUUUUUUAUUUUUUUGCUCGCCGACUAACGGGUUUGCAGAAGUGGGACUCUUUUGACGAUCGAAAGAAGUGGAUAAAGGACCCGAUCUUGCGUGUGCGUGUGCGUGGAGUGCGUAUCAUUUCUUGUGAUUCCCCUGUACGCGCAAGCCGCUUUUUUUUUCAUUCCAGAGAGGCAAUGCGCCCACCCAUGCGAUGCUAGCCUAUUAGCUGGAGGAGAGAGAGAGAGAGAGAGAGAGAGAGAGAGAGAGAGAGAGAGAGAGAGAGAGAGAGAGAGAGAGAGAGAGAGAGAGAUUUCAGCCCUGGAUUCGAGAGGAGGCUAAUUUACGAGUCUUGUUUUGCCUUUCAGGAAAAGGGGAGAUAAGAGGGGGAGGGUGGUUGGUGAAGGAGAAUGCAGCAAUCACAUUUUUAAGCAUGCAGAAGCGGGCCGUUUCCGGUUCCUAGGCUGGUGUGUCCCCCCAUCCGAGGCCAGCAGCCGUAUGGGGAAAGCAGCGGCAGACACAGAUGGCAUGGACACUUCCACAAGGUCUGCCGCUCUGCCCUGCCUGCUCUGCCGGAGCCCGUUCGCCGCCGUCUCUCUCUUCCAGCUCGCUCCGCCGCCCAGCAGCACUGCAGCACAGCACAGGCUGACGGCAUGAGGCUUGAUCCAGUGCAUUUCUCCAUGCUGGUCAUCGGGGUCUCCUUCGCCUGUUACGCCCCGAGUCUCAACUCCCUCCAGGACCAGGCGUACCGAUCCGCCGUGGUCAUCGAGGGCGAGGUGCGCUCCUCCCCGGAGAACGUCUCCUCCCGGGAGCCCUACAGUGUGAAUGUCAAAGUGCUGGACGUGUGGCCCGUCAACAGCGGCGGCCUCGAGAGGGAGCAGCUCGUGACCGUCGGGGACUUCGGUUCCGAGGCCCCGUGCACCACAGUGGAGAAGGACCACAGAUAUAUCUUUUUCAUGGACCCCACUGCUGAGCCCUUGGUAUUCAAGGCAUCGUACGCCCCUGUGGACGCCAGCGAGCCGGAGCUGAAGAAGGAUGUGGAGAAGGUGUUGUGCGAGGACUGCGCCUCUGCUCCUAAGCUUCGUCUGACGCGAGGCCAGUCUCUGGUGGAAGGAGACAAGCUGUACUUGAAGUGCGAGGCGUCGGGGAAUCCCAGCCCUUCCUUCCGCUGGUACAAAGAUGGACAUGAGCUUCAGAAAGGCAGAGACCUAAAAAUAAAGACCAACAAGAAAAACUCAAAGGUGCAGAUCAGUCGCGUCCGUGUGGAAGACUCUGGCAACUACACCUGUGUGGCUGAAAACUCACUAGGACAAGAAAACAUCACGAGUAUAAUCAGCGUGCAGAUCUUGACCACCACCACCACCCCGUCUUCAGGUGUGAGUCACGCGAGGCGCUGCAACGACUCGGAGAAGGCCUACUGCGUCAAUGGAGGAGACUGUUACUUCAUACAUGGUAUUAACCAGCUGUCCUGCAAGUGUCCCAAUGACUAUACGGGGGACCGCUGUCAAAACUCCGUCAUGGCCGGUUUCUACAAGCUGCUCAGAAUUGAAUUUAUGGAGGCUGAGGAGCUCUACCAGAGGCGGGUGCUGACGAUCACAGGCAUCUGUGUGGCGCUGUUGGUGGUUGGCAUCGUUUGUGUGGUGGCCUACUGCAAAACCAAGAAGCAGAGGCAGAAGAUGCACAGUCACCUACACCAGAACCAGAAUCAGUGUGUGGAGCAACCCAACCGCAUGCUGGCCAACGGCCCCAACCACCCCGGGCCCGGGCCCGAGGAAAUCCCCAUGGUUGACUACAUCUCCAAGAGCAUCCCAACGACAGAGUGUGUGAUCAGCCACGGAGCUGAGGGUGCAGGCAACUACGCAGGCAGCCGAAUGUCUACGCGCUCCCACCACUCGACCACUGCCUCACAUGCUUCCAGACACGAGGAGCAGACGUGGAGCAUGGAGCGAACAGAGAGCAUGAACUCAGACUGCCAGUCAGGUGGGCUGUCCAGCUCUGUGGGAACCAGUAAGUGCAGCAGCCCGGCAUGCAUGGCGAGGAGGGCCCAUUGGGGCUGCACGGACAUGUCUGGACCGGGAAUGCAGUACGGGGAUUCCUAUGACUCUCUAAGAGACUCGCCUCACAGUGACAGGUAUGUGUCGGCGCUGACCACGCCAGCGCGCCUGUCUCCCGUGGAGUUCCACUACCCCCCGUUGCCGCCACAGGUGCCCACCUUCCACAUCACCUCGCCCAACACAAGCCACGCCCUCUCCCUGCCCCCUGCCGCUGCUGCCUACCACAGAGAGGACGACCAGCCGCUGCUACGAUGCCCCGAUGAUGGAAGUUUAUACAGGCAGCCCCGGCGUCCGAGGCGACCCUACCUGACGGAGAGCACCGGAAGUCUACCGUCCAGCCCCUACCGCCUCGCUGACGACGAGGCUUACGAGACCACGCAGGAGUACGCCUCUUCGCGGGAACCCAUCCGGAGCCGGCGCCGCCCGCGACGCAACCGCCUCAAUGGACACAUCUCCCAGCGUUCAACGGGCCUACGGGACUACAGCUCACAGAGUUUCAGCCAGUCAGAGGAGGAGGAUGAAGAGGAGGAGGAAGAGGAUGGUCACGGGGAGAGCACACCUUUCCUUAGUAUGCAGAACAUGAACAUGGACCCGCCCUUAACCCUUCCGGGUUUCCGUUCGUCUUCUGGUGCGGACACACGGACUCACCGCGGGCUGAGUCGGCCAGGGACACGCAGCAACGGGCAGAGCCGCGGCUCCCAGUCGCAGCGCUCCAAGGCUGACAACAUGCCCCUUUAAGACUUAACCUGCCCCCCUGCCACCACCCACCCCUCCACCUCACACACUCCCCUUCCUCCUACAGUACACACAACCAGUGGACUAGAGACCUGCACCUAGGAGAAAUAUUUUUAUUUUGUAUAACAGACAGAUAUUCUAAACAAAUGAAAUAUUUAUUUUCAUUUCAGCAAAAAUUGUCUACUAGCUAACAGCAAAGACUUUUUUUAUAACGGGGGGGAAAUAUUUAUAUGUAAAGUUUUUUGAUUUACAGCAUUAUGAGAGAUGAAAAAAUAAGAGAAUUACGUGCCAAUUUUUUCACAAGUUAGAUAAAUAGAAUAAUAUUGUGGUGCCUUUUGCUGUAUGCUGAAGUCGGAGGUCCCAUUGAGUUUUUGUAGCCUUUCUUAUAAAGACUCCUCGUUUUUAUAGAGACCAACCAUAUUCCUUCCUAUUGCUUUGGUUUUUUCUCUGAUUUGGGAUCUUCCUCUUUUUGAACUGUGAUCUGAUUAUGUCAUCAUGCAAUAUUGAUUCCUCCUGUGUAAAAGGUGUCUGUUUACAUGAGUAUGAUCCACGCGAUGCGCUCGUUUCACAGGGACAUUUGGUCACUGACGCAAUCGGAAGUGUAGGGUAGUUUUUCUCGGAUGAUUUUUGGAUGAAUCACAUCGGCCAUUUAUGUCCUCGUUCGCUACCUGUCAGUCAUUUGUUGUUAUUUCUGUGAAAACAAGAGUGUUAGGUAGUUGUUGAGGGGAAGUAACUCCAGAUUCCUGCGUAGGUGUUCAGGGUGCUGUCAUGAUGUUGGUGUUGUGUGUGUGUGCGUGGCUGCGUGCGUGGCUGCGUGCAUGGCUGCAUGCGUGCGUGCGCGCGUGUGUGUGUGUGUGUGUGUGUGUGUGUGUGUGUGUGUGUGUCUGUGUGCGCGCGUGUGUGUGUAUGCGUGUGCGUGCGUGCAUGUGUGUGUGUACACCUCAUGAAACCUCAUUUGGUUUGGCGCCUCCGUUCACCUUGGAAAGUGUGGUCUCUUGUUUGACUGACAUGCUCCUCUCACCAAUCCUCACGCUGCCACAAGCUUCAUUGCACUGUAAGAACCUCCCUCCGUGAGCAGUCAUUGGCCAGGGAGCUGCCAAUCCAAACCGAACCUAACCAAUCCAGUUGUAAUCCAGCCUGACUCUGGCCUCCCGUGGACUGCCCAGCCCGCCCGUUUCCUAUGCCAGCAGCUUAGAGCCGCACUGUGUCUCAGGACUUCCCCAUCGCAUCACAGCCAAAAGACUCAAAGCAGAGAGCGCACGUCAUCUCAGUCACAGUUCAGUCCGCAGGCCAGAUCCACAUCCCCUCACUCUCCUUCCUGUCUGUCUGUCAGGUUUGUUGCAUUCACUCAUGGCCAUGAUUAAAGGAGCGUGGGUUAAAAACUCUUGGAAUCAGAAGGGUGAUUCAGUUGCUUUUUUUUUUUUACUUUAAAAGGUUGUGUGUAUGUGUAAGUGGGCAUGUGUGUCACUGUGUGUGGGUCACGAUGAAAGAAUGAUGCGGAGACCACAUCUGUUCACUAUGUUGCAGGGGCGUAACUAGGAAAAUUCUGGGCCCCCUGAGAGGAAGAUAAUGCUCUGGGUUCCCCCGUUUUCUCUUUUUUUCUUACUAAUAUAAGCCUGCUACUUUACGGGCCCUCCCAAACUGUGGGCCCCUGGAAUCGCCACCACCUUUCACCCUCUGUAGCGAUGACACGGCUCUAAUGGGGAAAAAACGCUUGUAGGUCGCUGCGUGCAGGUUCACACUGCUAGAGAGUGAGUUUCUGAGUCUGAUUCUACUUUUUUUCUUUAGCUCACAGCCAAACGGUGGUAUAUGAUAAUACUGAUUACUGCAUCCUUGAUUUGCAUUCCUAUACCUUUAUUGAUUGAACUUCUUUUGCUUGGUCAUAUUGACUGAAUGAUCUGUUAUCUGUCUGUCUAUGUCAGCCCCCUCCACCUCACAUCGCCCCUCACGUUCAUCUCGUCUUUCUCACCCCCUUCACAAGCAACUAGCAGGUGAAUUUAGGCCCCAUCUCCAGAUGAGUAUACUGAACAGCACACUAACAGCAGGCUGAUCACGUCAGAAACUCUUCACCUUCAGAUACACGUCGGGUUUAGAGACCCUUCCAAGCUCACUGAGGAAAAUUAUACUGUGUCAGAUACAAUACGUGUCCCUAUUAGAGUUAAUUUACAAUAAGUGGAGUUUUUGUUCUUUUUUUUCACACAGGAGAUGCAUGGAUCACAGACAUAGAAAGUAUUUUAAAAAUGGUGAAAACCCCCUUCAGAUUCAGGGGAAUCAUGCUAGAAAUUUAUUUAAAAAAACAAAAACAUUUUUGGGUUCAUGGCCCAAAAGGUCUGGAUAGUUAUGUCUUACUAUCACUGUAUUCAAUCUGGGAUUUACAAUGUGGAAAUACUGCAAGUGAGGGUAGUGUGCUUUUAGAGCUAGUUGAAUUGUUAACACCCCCCCCCCC